CGUUUCCAUGGGAGCCACCAUGUCAGAACCGGCCAGUUCUACGUUUUCAGGCUAAAUGUCUAAGCCAAAUUUAACAUACUGUAGUAAAUUAUGUACAAAGCUAGCUAGAAAUCAAAAACCCACUAUAUAUCUCUAAUUUAUUAUCGCUAAAUUGAACGUAAUUUCGUGGAAUGACGAACAGAAUGAGCCGUUUUAAUUCCACUGUCCCCGUUGAUGAGUAUCUCGCGGACAGUAAUGUGAUGUUCUACCUGAGUGAUGCAGUGACGCAGCUGUUGGAACAUAAAGAGGAGUACACUCAGUUCGGAGUGAUCCGAUACCUCGCUGAAUAUUUCAGCAGCGUGAAGAACAGUAACCACGUCCUCUUCAGAGAGUUUAACUAUGUCAAAGCCACUCCUCAUAACCGAGCCUCCUUCAUCAGAGUCUUCUGGAGAUGUUACAGACAGAUCGGCAAGAGUGGAGAUUUGCUGUCAAUGCUGGAGUACCGGUCUCUGCUGCAGUUACUGUGUCCUGACUUCCCAGUGGAGAUGGUUCAGAGUGCAUCCAGAAUUGUUCUGAUGGACGACGCCAUCGACUGUCUGAUGUCUUUCUCUGAUUUCCUGUACGCCUUCCAGCUGCAGUUCUACUACCAAGAGUUCCUGGACAGUGUCCUGCUCAUCUACCAGGACCUGUUGGCAGGUAAAAGCCCCAACACCGUCAUCGUCCCCACGUCCACGUCCAUCGAGCAGCUGCCGUCGGUCGCUGCAGAGGAGACGGACCGAGAGCAGGACGGGGUGGACACGCCCACUCUGGCCCAGUGUGUGGACGCUCUGUGCGACCGCUUCAAACACAGUUUCCCCCCCAGGGCCUGUAUGAGGGACAUCCUGGAACAGUCGGACAAAGUGUCGUACUACAGCUUCCUCAUGAGCCUGGCCAAGCACGAAACUGUCAAUCAAACCAUUGGAGUUUUACCCACUAAGGCUGAGCUGCUGAUCGACCCUGAGAUGGACCAGGAACUGGACAAACUUAUCGCCCAGAUCUCGGUGAGUCCGGGCAGUAACAGCAGUGGCAGUGCCGUGGGGGGGGCACUGAAAGAGGUCCAGAGGAAGGCCUCCCCCAGGAGGAACAUCCACCACCGCCGGAGGAUGGAGGUGGAGAGCGACGGCUCCACCGAGGAGACCGACUCCUCUGAGAACUGACCCAGUACCGGUUCACCUCCAGUAUCUGGACCAGAACACCACGAACAUCACUGUCUGAUUGUUCCUUUUGUCUUUUAUUCACACUACAAAGAGUUAAAAACAUGAAUGAAUGUCCUGUGGUUUAGUUAAUUUAACACUGGAGAUUAACAGCAGUUUAUUAUUACACUGUGGAAACUGGAAGGAUUUAGAUUAGAUUAAAUUAGACUAAAUUAGAUUAAAUUAGAUGAACUAGAACUUUAUUGAUCCCUCAUUGAAACUAAGGUUCAGUAGCAGAACAAUAUUAAAUGUACAGAUAUAAGAAUUAAAAAAUAAAAAAAGACAUAAGAAAAUAAUAAUUACUCUAAACUAUAAAAAACAGUAUUAAAAGCUGGCUAUUGUACAUUACAAAUACUAUUAAUAAUAAUAAUAAUUAAAGAUAAGAAAAUGAAAAUUACACUGGUCUGUUGUAUAUUGAUAUUUGUUCUUUUCCUUUAUAGAUGAUACAGACUAUUAUAAUAACGAUGGUUCAUGUGUCAGUGUGUGAUGGAUUUACCUGCUGAGUUUCUGUUUUCCUCUUAUUUGACUGUUUACACAAUGAUUCUCCAGCCAAUAACAGCGUCACAGCGAAAACAGGCAGAAUGAUGUAAAAACAAAAAAAAGCCACUGGUUUUACAGCAUGUCCACUAAGUCAUCAAAACAGUCAACAAAAAAUUUAUACAGUUAAUGAAAUGGGGGAAAAAUGAAUCAAAUAAUCAGGAAAAUGAAUAAAAUAGUCAAGAAAAUUUAGUAAAUGAAUGAAAUCAAUUAUUGCUUUUCUGUUUCUUAUAAUUUAUUCAUCAUUGUUCAAAACAAAACUUCAUUUAAUGCAAACAGGUGUUUUACUGAUAAACAACAUUAAUGGUAUUUAAUAGUGUUUAUGAAGAGGAUUAAAAAACACUGAUGUCAGUUUACUGAUUUAAAUAUAAAAUUAGGAUGAAUUUGUUUGUGGAAAGAACAUAUGACAGAUAUUCUCAUGUUUGUGACUAAAUACUUUAUUUUCUGUACAGUUUUACUGCAUUCCUUUAUUUUUUUUAUUUAUUCACAUGACAGUCUGAAUUUAUUAAUGUAUAAUGUGUGUGAAGACGCUUCCUGACACUGUGAAUAAUUAAGAUGGAACUAUGAAAUCUGCUGCAUCAUUUAAUAAAUUAAUGUAUUAAAGGUAAUUAUUGAUCU
This is a messenger RNA of Sphaeramia orbicularis (orbiculate cardinalfish), 2366 nucleotides long. RefSeq names its product centriolar satellite-associated tubulin polyglutamylase complex regulator 1 (gene cstpp1). The record is from RefSeq and is a predicted model, not a curated record. The coding region runs from base 171 to 1175 and encodes 334 amino acids. The transcript is spliced from 10 exons. NCBI's taxonomy places the organism in Eukaryota, Metazoa, Chordata, Actinopteri, Kurtiformes, Apogonidae.